CGUGCGGAUGCGUUGAGCCCCAUUUAAGUGCCGACAAAAUUACCGACCUAUCGAAAUUAUAUUCAACGGGUUACGCAAAUGAAUAUUAAUGCAGCACUUGGAGAGUAGAUUAAUAACAACAACAAAAAACAAGGAGUCGACGUUGGAAAAGUGCUUUUGAUUUGGCGAAAUUCAAGCACUGGCACGUUGGUUGUUAGCGCGGUUGUUAUUUUUCUAAAUUGUGCUAAAUAUUAAAAUUGCCAGCAACUAAAAGAAUUUACGCAUGAAAGUGUUGUUUUAAAGGGCAAACUCGUGUGCGCGGCCUAAGAAAUUCAAGGCGAAAAAAAUAGUUAAUUAUCGCGUAGCAAGAAGUUGUGAAAAAUUUAGAGAUUCAGAUUCGAGCAAUCACUACACCAGCUUGUGCUUGGAAAUAGAACUGAUGCAACUAUCACACAAAUAGUUAUUCUAAAACAACUGCCAUGUAGAUUCACACAACAACACACAACGAAACAUUAUAAGCAUUAACAUUUUGUUACUCCUUCGCAACGAAAUCACAGACGCGCGAAGGAACGAUUUAAACAAAUUCACAAAAUAAAAAUUCUUAUUUUAUCAAAUAAAAGCGAAUUUUGUUUAUAAAAAGUGAAAGUGUCAAGCGAAAACCACAAAAAGUGAUGGGGAAACGCUUACAUUUGCUAUUAAGCGCAUUGCUGGUACUCGCCACUGGUGUGGAGCAGAUACAGUGCAACGAUCAUAAUGAAACGUUUCUGGAACAAACUUUCCAUUAUAUUGAAUAUGUUCUAAAUGAGCCAUUGACGCGUGCGUCCACGGAGUGCGAGACUGAUGACACCAGUUCACCAUUAGAUGAGUUCCCUGAAUAUUUUACAUUGGAUCAGCUGCGUCAAGGCUGGGUCGUGCUGCACGUCUUUGCCGCCGUCUACUUAUUCAUCCUGCUCGCCAUCAUUUGCAAUGAUUAUUUCCUGCCCACCGUCGAGUGCAUAUGUGAAGACUUGAAUUUAUCCAAAGAUGUCGCCGCUGCCACUUUCAUGGCCACCGCCACCUCAAUGCCUGAAUUCUUCACGAAUACGAUUAGUACGCUAAUAACCGACUCAGAUUUGGGUUUGGGCACGAUUAUUGGCUCGCUGAUGUUCAAUACAUUGGGAGUGGCUGCCUUAGCGGCGUUAUGCAUAAAAAAGCCCGUACAACUCGAUUGGUGGCCCAUAGCACGUGAUUGUGUCAUCUACAUGUUUAAUACGGUUGUUCUCAUUGUACUCGCCUGGGGUGGGUAUGUCAGCUUCACCGAAUCCUGCAUCAUGAUGGGUUUCCUCAUUUUCUAUUAUACGCUCACCUUUAAUAACAACAAAUUUAUGCCUGCCAUACGCGUUUUCGUAGAGGAUAAGCUGAACUGUUGUUUAUCUAAGCGAUAUGAUUUGACUGAGCCACCAGAGAACAGUGCAAAGGCGCGACUGCCACUCAAAAAGGAUCACCUGGGCGGUGAUGGUCUAUUUGUGAUAAAUUUACCUGAUAAUACCUCGACUAUGUCAUCCACAGCGAAUUUGACGCAUUCAAAAAGUUGGAAUAGCGAUGAAAGCGAUGACGUCCCCUCACCACCACGCAAACUCUUCUCCUUGCCACAUGGCGAGACGAAAUUGCGGAAAUUCUGGUGGGCUUUCAUAUUUCCCAUCAAAUUUACACUCACGUUUGUCAUACCCAGCCCCUCGCUCCAUCGUCGUCUCUACCCGAUCUCCUUCACUAUGUGCAUUAUUGCAAUUGGCCUGAAUGCUUACAUGAUUGUCUGGAUGUUGACGGCAUUUGGUGUUGCGAUAAAUGUGCCCGAAAUUGUUAUGGGGCUCACGUUUCUGGCGGCUGGCUCAACUAUGCCCGAAGCAGUCUCUAGUUUGAUUUCACUGAAAAAUGGUGAAAACGGCAUUGGCGUCUCCAACUCGCUGGGUGCCAACUCACUCGCCAUACUCCUCUCACUGGGCGUGCCAUGGUUCAUAAAGAAUUGCAUGAAUUAUGGCAAAACAGACGGCUCAGCUAUGAUUAAGAUUGCCGCUCAGGGUAUUGAGUACAAUUUAAUCAUUUUGCUGCUCUGCACCGUUGCUCUCUUUAUUAUUUUGAGCUUUAGUGGCUAUCGGCUAACGAAACGUGCAGGCGUAGCGUUAUUCUUAAUCUAUGCGGUCUUCAUUGUGCUGCAGAUUUUGAUCGAGAUGAAUGUGUUCUUCCCGCAGCAGUGCUAAUCAAGAAACAAAAAGCCCGACAGGAAGAGGAUAAACAGAGAAAAAAAUUAUAUGGAAUAAAGUAAAAAAAAAUUAAUAUAUGUACAUAUAUUUUUAUUCGGCAAAAACUAAGUGAGCUAAUUAAGACUGUUUAGUGCUGUAAGUUCGAGAAAAUACCAAAAUACCAAACUUAGCUGUUGAAUUUGUAGUGUAAGUUAGUUUUAAAAAUAAAAAAAUUGUAAUUAAAAAAAAAAUUAUUAAAAAAAUCUUAUUUAAACAAAAAAUAUUUCUUAAUCCAAACAUUUGUAUAUAGAGAUCGCCUUUUUAUGUAGAUAUAUUGUAAUUUUUGAAUUACAAAUAAGCCAAAAAUUUAGUGCUAUAAAUAGUAAAUUAAUUAGUGCCACAAAUUAGAAAACCAGAAGUUAUAAAAACUAUGUAAAUAAAAUAUAUUAAAUGUUGUCAAACGCAAUUAA
This is a messenger RNA of Anastrepha obliqua, 2668 nucleotides long. RefSeq names its product sodium/potassium/calcium exchanger 4. The coding region runs from base 651 to 2216 and encodes 521 amino acids. Gene Ontology annotation, molecular function: calcium channel activity; calcium, potassium:sodium antiporter activity. Gene Ontology annotation, cellular component: membrane. Gene Ontology annotation, biological process: intracellular calcium ion homeostasis; calcium ion transmembrane transport. The transcript is spliced from 9 exons. Lineage: Eukaryota; Metazoa; Arthropoda; Insecta; Diptera; Tephritidae. The record is from RefSeq and is a predicted model, not a curated record.